Messenger RNA from Eptesicus fuscus (big brown bat), 2015 nucleotides. RefSeq names its product fat storage inducing transmembrane protein 2 (gene FITM2). Gene Ontology annotation, cellular component: endoplasmic reticulum membrane. The record is from RefSeq and is a predicted model, not a curated record. The transcript has 3 exons. Gene Ontology annotation, biological process: lipid storage; lipid droplet organization; phospholipid biosynthetic process. Lineage: Eukaryota; Metazoa; Chordata; Mammalia; Chiroptera; Vespertilionidae. The coding region runs from base 40 to 828 and encodes 262 amino acids.
AGCGCACAGGCCGGCGGACGGUGGCCGACGAGGUCCGGCAUGGAGCACGUAGAGCGCUGCGCGUGGUUCCUCAGGGGGACGCUGGUGCGGGUGGCCGUGCGGCGCUACCUGCCCUGGGCGCUGGUGGCCUCCAUGCUGGCGGGCUCCCUUCUCAAGGAGCUCUCCCCGCUGCCCGAGAGCUACCUCAGCAACAAGCGCAACGUCCUCAACGUGUAUUUUGUCAAAGUGGCCUGGGGCUGGACCGUCUGCCUCCUCCUGCCUUUCAUUGCCCUCACCAACUAUCACCUGACAGGCAAGGCUGGCCUGGUCCUGCGGCGGUUGAGCACCCUGCUUGUGGGCACGGCCAUCUGGUACGUCUGCACCGUCAUCUUCUCCAGUGUGGAACACUACACGGGCAGCUGCUACCAGUCCCCAGCCCUGGAAGGGAUCCGAAAGGAGCACCAGAAUAAGCAGCAGUGCCACCGGGAAGGGGGCUUUUGGCAUGGCUUUGACAUCUCAGGCCACUCCUUCCUGCUGACCUUCUGUGCCCUCAUGAUUGUGGAGGAGAUGGCUGUGCUGCAUGAGGUGAAGACGGACCGAAGCCACUGCCUCCACACCGCCAUCACCACCCUGGUCGUCGCCCUGGGCUUCCUGACCUUCAUUUGGGUGUGGAUGUUCCUGUGCACUGCCGUUUAUUUCCACAACCUGUCCCAGAAAGUGUUUGGCACCCUGUUCGGUGUGCUGGGCUGGUACGGGACAUACGGGUCUUGGUAUCUGAAAUCUUUUUCCCCAGGACUUCCUCCCCAGACCACUAGUUUGAAUUUGAAGCAAGACAGUUAUAAGAAAUAAAAGAGAAACAAAAGGAGUGACAGCAGGACAAUGGAAGCAACAGACUUAUAGAAAACUGAGAUGGCCACCUGGGAGACACUGCAAUGUUGGGAUGCUGUCUACAGGAUACAUCAUAUACUUUGUACCAACCAUAGUGCUGUUUCUCCACAUGCAGAAAACAUGGAUCCAGCAAUGCUGAGGUGGAAAUGGGAGGGACUACUUCCACUAUUGCACAAAACCCAUUCACAAAAAUGUUGCUUUCCAUCCCUAAAACUUUGGACCUUGAUGGCUAGAUAUUAUAGUUCUCAAGGAAGGAAUGCUUCUAUUAAGGAAAACAUUGAUUGCCACUCAGCCAUUUUGAGCUCCUCAUACCAUUGCAACCAAAGGCAAAGAAGUAGGUUACUCUACUGGCUGCAUGAUUGGUCUGAUCACCAAGAGUAAAUUGGAUUGCUGCUUCAGUGGUGGCAUGGAAGACUAUACGGGAACUAGAGGAUUCUCUGGGUGCCCCGUUCUACUUCCACAUCCAACAGUAAAAGAUUAAUAGAAGACUACAACAGCCCAAGUCUGAAUCAUUUCACCAGUAAAAUACCCCAAAUAUGAGGUCCUGGCUGUGGGCAAAACAAACAGACAAACACACACACACAUAGAAUAGCUAGUGGAAAAAAAGAGAAAUUAUAAAUAUCAACAAUGGCCUUAGGAUCAAUUACAGAAAUGAGGGCUGAAGCAACUAUGAGUGUUUUCUUUCCUGCUUGUCAUAUAUGUGCAUAUAUUGCAUAUAAGGAUUACUGGUGAUGGCUAAAUUGAUGUUUUAAUCUAUAUAUUACAGUAUAUUGAGGUGUGCCUCUAUAGGUGAUCUCUAGGACUAGAGGUGGACCAAAAAGAGACUCCGACAUCAUCCAGAGUGAUGUUACUGACCUGUGGGGCUUUGUGGGUCUCAUUUUUAGAGAAGUUGUAUCCUCAUUUCAGGAGAGCAUUGGUCCCGUUAGGAUUAAGCAUGAUGUUAUUGUCCAUGAGUGGAGUUCAAUUAUGAGUGGGAGGGUCUGUGUGGAUGUUUAAGUAGCCAAGGGGUGGACAGCGUUAGAUAAUGCCUCUAGUAUCUAAGUGCUUGCCCUGUCUUGGCCCUGGCUAUUCUUUUCUUUUCAUCUUGUUGGAAAAAGUUCAUAUAUGUUUUAAUAAAAUAAAUAAAACUAUGCCUUAUGUUCUACAAA